AAUACAUUAUUUGUCAUGUCUAACUCUUUAUCCUGAUCGUUUGGGGCGCCAAGUCUUCGUUUAGAUGGAGCAAAUUAUUAAUCUUCUUCGCGACGGGGCGUAUUGCCUACCCCGUAAUUGUCUCAAUACACAUGUUCUUGUGGACUGCCCCCUGCUGUAGCGCUUUCACAACUGUGUGGCCCAAGGGCUGUGGAAACGGAGAUCUGCACCGCCCUAUAUACCAAAAGGUGUGCGAGGGAUUUCAAGUACAUUUGUACAUAAAACUAAGUGUCUCAAAAAUCAAGUAGAUUGCAAACGUUCUCAACGUGCAUGCAGAUUAUAUGGCCUGUAUUGGAGCGACUUGUGACAAAAACAUCGGAGGAGAAAACAGCAUCCUAUAUUCUACAGCACAAUACUGUGUUUUGAUAACCUUACAGGUGAAUUUUUCUAUCAAGAAAAACAUCCUCACACACAGCUUCGUUUCCAUGCUACCCAGUAGUGUCCACAGACCUGCAAUGUGUGCUGAGGCCCCCACAGCCAGCUAGUUCCUUUGACAAAAAACAUGUAUUCUCCCUAUAUUUGGCCAUUUCUCCUUCAUUUUCAUCCCGCAGAAUGCAUCGGUCUGUGUUUUUUUUCCAUUUCCUUCCAUACGUAUUUCAUUCCAUUUCGUAUUAUCUGUACACAAUUAACUUUCUCUAAUCUGUGGAAAACCAGGAAGUUCGUUGGAUAUUUGAACUGUUAAAAAAACUAGGACAAACAAAUAAGAGUUAAUUGGUUUCCUUUGCCAGUAAUAAGGACUUUCCAGUAUUGCUAAGGAACAGCGGAUUGUUAGGAAGUUAUAGCACUUAUCAUAUCCACAGCGGAGUUCAGUGUACACAAUUGAUUAUUACCUAUCAAGCCAUUAGGGGUAAAUCUCUUCACCUUAGCCUAGCAACCGGUGGCAUUUGUUUGAUGUCGACAACAAGAUGUGACCUUUAAUUGUACUAUUUUCGAUACAGAUACUUCAGUGCGAGCCAUCCAAUGGUUGAAAUUGGGAUGAUGACAGUCAGUUUUGAGACGGUUGUUCAAUGAUUUCAUGUGUAACUGAUGUCAUAACAGGUGACGUUUCUACGAACUCUAGAAAUACUGGGACAAGGGACAUCUCUUGCAGAGGAAGUGUCUAUUAAAGAGCCGUAUUCAACAGCGUACAUCAACGGACAAGACUGUUACAAGGCUCAAAAUCUACGUGGCUGACCUAAAAUGGAAAUAACCACAGGAAAUAUCGCUCUCUAUGUCAUUCUGGGCGUCCUGAGUGCAGUGACCGUCAUUGGAAACGUCAUUUCAAUAUUUUGCUUCUCCAAGAACUUGGACAUCAGUGGUUCCGGCGAUAUCUUCAUGCUGAACUUGGCCGUGGCAGAUUUGUUAGUGGGGUUGUUGUCUAUGCCAUUGGCGAUAGCAGAGGAGGUGCUUGGUCCUUUUCCUUUGGGACUGGAUGUUUGUAGGGCUUGGUUAUUGGUGGACUACACCGUGUGUUCGGCGUCUGCCUUCUCCAUCGUUCUCAUCAGUCACGACCGGUACCUGCAGAUUGUCAAGCCGCACGAACAUCGCGUCCUCACCGCUCGGAAGAGACUCGCUUUCCUGGUCUCCUCGUGGAUUCUCGCUUUCCUCGUCUACGGACCCGCAAUUAUCGUCUGGGACGUGGAUCCCGGCAAUUGCGAAGCUCGCUACCAAUACGAAAGUAAGGAAUACACCUUUGUGAUGGCUGUUGUUGAGUUUUUCGUGCCGUUUUCCGUGAUGACUUUUCUGUACGUGCAAGUGUACCGGCACGCUAUCGCCUGGCGUCGGCGGCGCACUCUCCGGCAAGUGUCGUCGGAGGUGCCGACGUCGCGGGCACGUAUCCGGACACAGGUCGUACGUACGUUUAACCGACGUCUUACCAUCAAUUUAUCCGUUUUGCUUUUAGCGUUUCUUGUAUGCUGGGUUCCUUACAUAGCUUCAACAAUUGCAAUGACAGUCUGUUCGUCUUGUGACGACUCCGAAGUGCCUGUAGCGUUAGACUGGCUCCUAUGGAGUAACUCUACCAUCAAUCCGUUUCUCUACGCGUUCUGUUCGCUCCGGCAAUGGAGCAUCUCCGAUCUGUUUCCGAAGUGUUGCCGACGAAAGGACGACGCUUCACGAGUGCAAGCCGAGCGGCCUGCCCAAUCAUCCGGAAACGUGCGAAGGAUGACGUUGUGAGUCUUGUGACUAUCAUUACAGUGACACUAUAGCACUUGUAGUUUAUAAUUGUGUCGUAUGUGACUCGUCAAAAAGGUUCUGAAAAUUGGAUUUUUCUAUCCUUUUUGACCAAAAUCUCAAGCAGAUGUAGGGUACGGCUCUGUCUUUCAUGCGCAUUUUAUGGCGUUUUCUAUCAUUUCUAGUGGCCCAACUUUUUAUAGCUCUUUCUAGUGUGAAGAGGCAAAUGUGGCCACUAGAAUGGCCCACGUAAAACGCAGAGCCAGACCUUACAUCUGCUUGGAGAAUACUUUUGAUCCAUACCACUGAGUGAACAUGAUUUAUGUGAGCAGUAGUCAGCACACGGGGACGGCAGUCUGAAUGUAUCCUGCAGGCGCCAGGACUUGUCAAACUCACCGAAGCAAACUGCGCCUCUGGGUACAUAGUCCUCUACAUGACGGCAACAUAAUUACACAAUUAAGAUAACACGGUGGAACUAGAGUAGAAGAACGGGACAGAAUUAUCGUUUUAUUUACACAAGACAAACCGCACACCACCACUGGUACAACCAUUCCGGUACAGUAGUCUGAAAUCAAAACACAGGGACUAUAUGCUUCUGCUGUACGUUUCUUUCCACACGUAUUCCAUCUGCUGAUCAUGAUUCAUUGAAUCCUACAUUGGAAUACAUGCACUACGCUUCGUACGUGCAGGUACAGUAGAAAGCGGUGACGUUUCGUUUGAUCGGCAGAUCAGCAUGAAUUAUGGUAAUGUUUUACGCAAUGGUAGACCUUGGCAACUCUAUGACGUCUAACCUCUAUGCGACCUUGUACAGAUUGCAGGUUAUUGAAUUGAAUAGUUAAUACACACCAGUUUUCAUUGGCGUCGCAUGUACAUUUUCAAAACUCUCAGAAUAUCUUGUUGUAUACUUAAUAUAUUUACAUUUUCUGUUGUUCAAUAAUUUUGUGUGGACGAUAUGAAAUGCGGCUGUCUGCUUUUGUUACAUAAAUUGACAGAUUAAAAAAAGAAACCAAGACAGAAAUAAUGUGUUUUUAUAUAAAUAGACACACCAUAUUUGUUUCGAGAUGUUGUUAGUCUAGAUCUGGUGUUUCUUCAUUAUUUUGCUGUGCUCUAUUGUGUCUAACGUUAUUUGAAAUGAGGCCAGAAUAAAAUCUCUUGGCUAUGUGAGGGAUUGCGACAUUUCGUUUAUUUUGGUCUCCGUGUCUUGCACGCCAGUGUUACGUCUUAGUUUUGGCACUAGACCAGCCCCUGUCCAAACCAAGUCUCAAUGACGCCAAUCCUCGACAUUCCUCCCUAUAAUUGGUGUAGACAUGUCCAUUCUGGCGGGAAACCGACCCUACCUGACCUCAGCCUUCACAAAUGUAACCAAUCACAGAGAGGCAUGUCGGUCCCGCCCUACUCUUGCCCACGAAUUACAUCAUACCCUUUUGUAUUGAGGCUAUUGUAAAGGUUUUGA
Molecule: messenger RNA, 3643 nt
Organism: Branchiostoma floridae (Florida lancelet)
Lineage: Eukaryota; Metazoa; Chordata; Leptocardii; Amphioxiformes; Branchiostomatidae
Product: muscarinic acetylcholine receptor M5-like
Exons: 1
Coding region: 1219-2193 (324 amino acids)
Biological process (GO): chemical synaptic transmission; adenylate cyclase-inhibiting G protein-coupled acetylcholine receptor signaling pathway; G protein-coupled receptor signaling pathway, coupled to cyclic nucleotide second messenger
Cellular component (GO): synapse; dendrite; membrane
Molecular function (GO): G protein-coupled serotonin receptor activity; G protein-coupled acetylcholine receptor activity
Source: RefSeq, a predicted model, not a curated record